This is a messenger RNA of Rana temporaria (common frog), 1033 nucleotides long. Its product is annotated as dehydrogenase/reductase SDR family member 4-like. The record is from RefSeq and is a predicted model, not a curated record. NCBI's taxonomy places the organism in Eukaryota, Metazoa, Chordata, Amphibia, Anura, Ranidae. Gene Ontology annotation, molecular function: carbonyl reductase (NADPH) activity. Bases 1 to 1017 code for a protein of 338 amino acids. The transcript is spliced from 11 exons.
AUGUCUUCAGAAAACAACCUGAUCAAAUCAAAUGCAAGUGUGAAAAAUCUAAGACCCCUGCAAGAUAAAGUGGCCAUUGUGGCUGGGUCAACAUAUGGGAUCGGCUUUGCUAUAGCAAGACGUUUGGCACAAGAUGGGGCGUACGUGCUUUUAUGUAGUCGUAAAACAGAAAAUGUGGAUAAAGCUGUCAAACAGCUGAAAGAAGAAGGACUCAGCAUUUCUGGAGUUCCAUGUCAUGUGGGCAAUGAAAAAGAUCGUGAGAAACUAGUGGCAACGGCUCUUGAGACUUAUGGGAAAAUUGACAUCCUUAUCUGUAAUGCUGCUGUGAAUCCCUUUGUUGGUCCACUUUUUGAAACUACUGAGGAAAUGUGGAAAAAGGUUUUCCAUGUCAAUGUAAUAUCAACUUUCCUUUUGAUAAAACUUGUUGUACCUCACAUCCAGAAACAAAGGCGUGGAUCAAUAAUAAUCUGUUCUUCAUUCAUUGGAUACAUACCUGAACCAUAUAUUGGUCCAUAUGCAAUAACCAAGACAACAUUAUUUGGUUUAACCAAUAUUUUGGCACAAGCUUUGCGUUCCAUGAACAUCAGAGUAAACAGCCUGGCACUGGGUGUAAUCAAUACAAAUUUCAGCAAAGUGCUGGUGGCUGCAGUCUUCACAGGAGAGAGUGGUUACCAGAACCCACCAUCCUAUGCUGUGUGUUACUACAAAAAGCUUGAAGAUUGUCUCUCCUCUGUACUAUUUUUUCUGGACAAGCCGGGGCUUUUACAGCUGCAAUACAGUCAAUGCUGCUACCUUAUCAGUAAAAUUAAGAAACUUCAGAAGCAGGGGCCGAGGGUGUCCAUCCUUAAGAUACUAAAGACUCCAGAAUUAAAGUCAAAACUGAUUCCUCUUGGUGUUCACAGGCUUGGAGAACCAGAAGAGUGUGCAGGGAUUGCCUCAUUUUUAUGCUCUGAAGAUGCUUCCUACAUCAAUGGGGAAAAUAUUGGCGUCACUGGUGGCAUGCUUGGAAGGCUUUAAACUUUGUAUUUUAGGG